This is a messenger RNA of Arabidopsis lyrata subsp. lyrata, 2914 nucleotides long. Its product is annotated as branchpoint-bridging protein. Gene Ontology annotation, biological process: regulation of mRNA splicing, via spliceosome. The transcript is spliced from 2 exons. Gene Ontology annotation, cellular component: nucleus. Lineage: Eukaryota; Viridiplantae; Streptophyta; Magnoliopsida; Brassicales; Brassicaceae. Gene Ontology annotation, molecular function: zinc ion binding; mRNA binding. Bases 105 to 2501 code for a protein of 798 amino acids. The record is from RefSeq and is a predicted model, not a curated record.
AGCCUCUGCUCAAUUGUCCUUUUCUGAUUUUGUCGUCAAUCACGUCUCAUAUCCGAGGCGACUUUGCUUCUCCUAGAUCUGAAACCCUAAUUCUUGAUUUCGCUAUGGAGUCCGUCGAAUUGAUCAAUCCCAAUCCCAAUUCACAAACCCUAGCUCAACCUCCUCCUUCCUCCAACGGAGACACUGCUCCACUCGCAUCGGAUCAUAUGAAUCCUCAGAAUUCGGAAUCUGUGACUUUAAACGGUACUAAUGGUUCAUCAGCAAAGCCUGAGUUCUUGCGUCCUUUGCUAUCGGAGAACGGUGUUAGCAAGACGCUGAGUGGUAACGAUAAGGAUCAGUCUGGUGGAGAGGAAGAGACUACAAGCCGGAGGAAGCGUCGGAGCCGGUGGGAUCCUCCGCCUUCUGAGUCGGGUAAUAACCCUAGCGCUGAAGGGAGUACUGAUUCCGGUACUGGAACUAGGAAGCGUAAGUCGAGAUGGGCAGAUGAUGAGCCCAAGCCGCACAUUCAGUUACCUGAUUUUAUGAAGGAUUUCACUGGAGGUAUUGAGUUUGAUCCUGAGAUUCAAGCUUUGAAUAGUAGGUUACUUGAGAUUAGUAGGAUGUUGCAGUCUGGUAUGCCUUUGGAUGAUAGACCGGAAGGACAGAGGUCUCCUUCACCAGAGCCUGUGUAUGAUAACAUGGGGAUUAGGAUUAACACUAGAGAGUAUAGAGCAAGGGAGAGGUUGAAUAGAGAAAGACAAGAAAUUAUUGCUCAGAUUAUCAAAAAGAAUCCGGCUUUUAAACCUCCAGCAGAUUAUAGGCCUCCUAAGCUCCAUAAGAAGCUUUUCAUUCCAAUGAAGGAGUUUCCUGGUUACAAUUUUAUUGGUCUGAUUAUUGGCCCUAGGGGUAAUACUCAGAAGAGAAUGGAGAGGGAGACAGGUGCUAAAAUUGUAAUUCGGGGUAAAGGAUCGGUUAAAGAAGGUAGGCAUCAGCAGAAAAAGGAUUUGAAAUAUGACCCUUCAGAGAAUGAAGACUUGCAUGUUUUAGUUGAGGCUGAGACUCAGGAUGCUCUUGAAGCUGCUGCUGGUAUGGUUGAGAAGCUUCUGCAACCUGUUGAUGAAGUGUUGAACGAGCACAAGAGGCAACAGCUCAGGGAACUUGCUACCUUGAAUGGGACAAUAAGGGAUGAAGAAUUCUGUAGACUGUGUGGUGAGCCAGGACAUAGACAGUAUGCAUGUCCGUCUCGUACCAAUACCUUUAAGAGUGAUGUUCUUUGCAAGAUUUGUGGUGAUGGUGGACACCCUACUAUUGAUUGCCCGGUGAAGGGUACUACUGGGAAGAAAAUGGAUGAUGAAUAUCAGAACUUCUUGGCAGAGUUAGGAGGAACUGUACCUGAAUCUUCUCUCAAACAGAGUGCUACGCUGGCUCUUGGUCCGGGAAGUUCGGGAAGUAAUCCUCCAUGGGCUAAUAAUGCAGGGAAUGGUGCAAGUGCGCAUCCUGGCUUAGGGUCAACUCCGACCAAACCCCCCUCCAAAGAAUAUGAUGAAACAAAUCUGUACAUUGGGUUCUUACCUCCGAUGCUUGAGGACGAUGGUUUGAUUAAUCUGUUUUCAUCCUUUGGUGAAAUUGUGAUGGCAAAGGUAAUCAAGGACCGUGUGACUGGGCUGAGCAAAGGCUAUGGUUUUGUGAAGUACGCUGAUGUACAGAUGGCCAAUACUGCUGUUCAGGCAAUGAAUGGCUAUCGGUUCGAAGGCCGAACACUCGCUGUCAGGAUUGCAGGCAAAGUGCCACCGCCUACUGCACCUCCAGGGCCUCCAGCUCCUCAACCACCAACUCAAGGUUAUCCUCCCUCAAACCAGCCGCCAGGUGCCUAUCCUUCUCAACAGUAUGCCACUGGUGGUUAUUCAACAGCUCCAGUUCCUUGGGGUCCUCCCGUUCCUUCCUAUUCUCCAUAUGCUCCUCCCCCUCCUCCUCCUGGUUCUUACCAUCCUGUCCAUGGUCAACAUAUGUCACCUUAUGGAAUGCAAUACCCACCACCACCACCUCAUGUGACACAAGCACCUCCACCUGGCACUACUCAAAACCCAGCUUCUAGUGAACCCCAGCAAAGCUUCCCACCAGGAGUACAAGCUGACAGUGGUUCUGCUACGUCUGUACCACCAAAUGUCUAUGGUAGCUCAGUCACGGCUAUGCCUGGACAGCCUCCAUAUAUGAGUUAUCAGUCUUACUACAAUGCUGUUCCCCCUCCACCACCUCCAGCACCAGCCUCGUCUACUGAUCAUUCCCAAAACAUGGGUAACAUGCCAUGGGCCAACAAUCCUCCUGUCUCAACACCUGAUCACUCGCAAGGUCCUGGUAAUGCACAUUGGGCACCUACUCCUCCUAUGCCGCCCACUGUUGGGUAUUCACAGAGCAUGGGGAACGUACCCUGGGCUCCCAAACCUCCUGUACAGCCACCUGCAGAGAAUCCAUCCGCUGUUGGAGAUUCUGAGUAUGAGAAGUUCAUGGCUGAGAUGAAGUAGCAUGUGUGUUCUGAGGAGAAACUCCUUAGUGGAGAGGUGUGAUGUUUCUUGGAGGUCUUGUACCCUGAUUUCUUACAUCUUUCUUGUUGGAAGUUUGGGACUCACAAUCUUAACCCUUGCUAUGCUGUUGUGAAAUAUGCAGAGACUCAGGCUGGAAGCUCCCAGUUCAGACAAUUGCCUUUCCGGAAAGGCCAUAAGAAUUUUAUUAAUGUUACUGAUAAUAAUUGCUGCUCUUUUGUAGGACUAUUUAUAUGUCUGGGGUUCUUGUUUCAUUUCAUAAUACUCAUAUUUACCAGUGAUCAGUGUGUUAAGUCUGUCUUCAGCUCGCAAUUUCUUCUGUACUGUUUCGAUAUGGGAGUUAAGCCUUUUUAGUAUUGUAGUGCGAAAAAUAUCUAUUAUCCUUUGUGAUGCAA